AUGGCUUCAUCGCCCAAACAUGACAACGAACAAGCGAUGUACAAAGUACAGAACUGGCUCCAUGAAUUAGAUGACGAUGCAUCAUCGUCCUCCAGCUUGAGCUUCUCAGCUACGUCAGCAAGUAAUCCGCCUACGCCGCCCUCAGAUUUGGACACGGACGACUCGGAAUCAAGCGAAUAUGCGAACGUUCCAGCAGUGCCGGAGAAUGUUGAGGGUGCAUGGGAGCCUGUCGAUGCCACGGCCCACAAAUCUUCGCUACUGUUUGCUGACCCGUCUAGUCACCUGCUUUGGUGCACGAUAAACGAUGGAAAGUUUUACAGGAGCCCUACCAGUCAUCCUCGGCGGGUGAUGGAUAUCGGAUCUGGCACUUGCACUUGGUCGAUGUAUUUCGCGAUGCAAAACCAGGGCUCACAUGUCGUCGCCAAAAUCCGAGAAGACCUGAAUCUGGCUCUCCCUUCUGAGGAGAGCAUGGCGGAUCUAAUUUUUUUUCGGCAGCUUUGCGGGCUUACCACGGCGGACCUGUAUGACUUUGACAUUCGGGACCAGAUCAUGCUUCCGCUCUAUGAGGGAUUGGGCUUCACUUUGCCUGAGAUUGAGCUCUUAGCCAUCGGCAUGAGAGAGGAACUAGCGGAGGACAUGGAGUUUGAAAGCUUUAGUGUCUAUGCCCAGAAGCCACCUCAGAUGACUGUGGUGGUGACGUUUUAAACAGGGUCAUCAAGGAAGUCGUGGGAUUCAUAUUGUAUUCAAUUUGUGUAUUGAUAUAUCCUUAGUCGAUG
Molecule: messenger RNA, 776 nt
Organism: Fusarium redolens
Lineage: Eukaryota; Fungi; Ascomycota; Sordariomycetes; Hypocreales; Nectriaceae
Exons: 8
Coding region: 1-705 (234 amino acids)
Source: RefSeq, a predicted model, not a curated record